This is a messenger RNA of Populus trichocarpa (black cottonwood), 621 nucleotides long. RefSeq lists its product as uncharacterized. Lineage: Eukaryota; Viridiplantae; Streptophyta; Magnoliopsida; Malpighiales; Salicaceae. The coding region runs from base 1 to 621 and encodes 206 amino acids. The record is from RefSeq and is a predicted model, not a curated record. The transcript has a single exon.
AUGGAUGUGGAAUCGUCAAAAGCUGCUGCAAUGAAAGCUGAAUCUCCUAAGAAACACAAACGCAGAAACAUUUGUUUAGGGGUGACCGCAGCUGUGAUCCUCUUUAUUUUUCUGCUUUUGCUCAUCUUGGGGUUAACGGUGUUCAAGCCCAAACAACCGACAACCACCGUGGAUUCCACCUCCAUCAGUGACAUGAAGGUUUCUUUUGACAUAGCCAGGCUAAGAGUGGAUGUAAACGUGAGUCUUGACGUGGAUCUCUCUAUCAAGAAUCCGAACAAGGUGAGUGUCAAGUACAAGAACAGCUCUGCUUUUCUGAAUUAUAGAGGCCAAGUUGUUGGUGAAGCUCCAAUUCCUGCGGGUAAGAUUUUAGCAGACAAAACACAACCCAUAAACGUAACCGUUACACUUAUGGCAGAUCGGUUGUUGUCUGAUUCGCAGUUUUUUUCUGAUGUCAUGGCUGGUACUAUACCCUUUAAUACCUUGACCAAGAUUUCUGGAAAAGCUAGCGUUUUUAAUCUGUUUAAUGUACAUAUCACUUCUACCAGUAGUUGUGAUCUUCUUGUUUUUGUUUCUAAUAGAACUAUAGGGGAUCAAAAGUGCAAGUAUAAGACAAAAUUGUAG